ACCACUCGAAUUCGAAUUCUUCAGUAGCCAGCAACGGGGCAAGCCAAGCGGUCUUCUCUCUUCUUUUCUGACAGCUCCGGUUCUUCCAUUUCAACUUCCACUUCCAUCGUCUUUUCGCUGGAAUCUCGAUUAUUUGACGGACAAGUCUCUGCGACCCGGGCAUGCCCGGUCACGUGUCCCUGCUCCUGGGCGGCCUCCUCCUCCUGCAGCUGGGGCAUGCCCCCAGCAGUGUCCAGGCCCUCCACCGCUGGAGCCCCAUGAUGAAGGCCUUCCGCUACCUCCAGGAGUCGAUGCUGCGGAACAGUCUGGAGAGGUCUCACCUGAAUCACGGAAUCGUCUUCGAGUGCCGAACCAUCUCCACACGGGACUUUGGCAACGAGGUUCACUUCCACCUGCAGCUCGGCGACCUAAGGGGCUUCCGUCGCCUGGAUCCCAACAAGAAGCUGGCCUUGUUCCUGCACGGCUGGAACGAUCAGGGCAGCAAGGACUGGGUGCAGGAGCUGUUGCUGACAUGGACCCUGUUCGACCCGAACUACAACGUCUGCGUAGUCGACUGGGGCAACCUCUCCCAGAACGACUACAAGAGCGCCUCCAUGUCCAUCUUCGACGUGGGCCUGACGGUGGCCGGGAUCAUCAUGGCCCUGGAGGAGCUGCGUCCCGCCCACUUCAAUAGAAGCAACGUAACCCUGGCAGGCUACAGCCUGGGCGCCCACGCCGCAGGAUACGCAGGAGCCGUGCUGGAGGGAAAGGUGGAGCAGAUCAUCGGCCUCGAUCCGGCCGGACCCCUCUUCUCUCUCCCUGCCGAGGUGUCGCCCAAGUACCGGCUGGAUCCCGGGGACGCCCAGUUCGUCCAGGUCCUGCACACCUCGGGUGGGUCCCUGGGGACAAGCCUGAAGUGCGGGCACGCUGACUUCUAUCCGAACGGAGGCCGCGCCCCGCAGACCAACUGCAAGAUGUUCGCCAACCUCCGGGACAUGCAGAACACAAAUCCCAUCGCCUGCAGCCACUCGGCGGCGGCCAUCUUCUUCCGGCAGUCCAUGGACCCGGAGUACCCGUUCGUGGGCCAGGAGUGCGCCAGCUACCGGCAGUUCUCCGCCGGAUACUGCGACGGGAACCGGCGAGCCCGCUUCGGCAUCCACUCGCAGAGGCGGGCGCAGGGGAGCUUCUACUUCAGGACCGCCCCCCAGCAGCCGUACGUCCAGCGGCGCCAAGGACUUUGGCUCGACGGGGUGGCCAGGAAGGCUGGCGGCGGUAGGAGGGGAGACUCCAUUCUGCGCCUUUGGACGAGAAGCUGGCGGCGUCGGGCGAGGGACAAGGAUCGCUGCCUGUAGUCGCAUCUAUUUUUUUUUUGUUAGUGUUAUCUAGACAGUUAAGUAGACCAUUUUCCACUUCCUUCAAAGGACUUUCAGUAAUAUUUGUACACCUGCCAUGAGAAAUAUUCCCGGGCCCGUUCCUGAACUUCUGCCAGACUUUCUAUUAGUUCUAUUAAUUUAUUUUUAUUAGGCGGUCUGCCAACCAAA
Molecule: messenger RNA, 1520 nt
Organism: Drosophila bipectinata
Lineage: Eukaryota; Metazoa; Arthropoda; Insecta; Diptera; Drosophilidae
Product: lipoprotein lipase
Biological process (GO): lipid catabolic process
Molecular function (GO): lipase activity
Source: RefSeq, a predicted model, not a curated record